UAUCUUUGAAAGGAAUGAACCGUUGCAACACUCAAAGAAACCCUAAAAGUCCCACCAUCACCAAAAACAUCCUCAUCGAGAAAAUUCCUUACUAUAUAUAUAGGUCCUUUUAUUCUAUUGAUAUCAUGUGGCUACAAAACAAGUUACUAUAGCUUUAGCCUGAAGAAACUGAGAGAGAGAGUAGUUAUUCUCUGCGUUUCAGAUCAGAGGCCACUGGCCAGGCUCAAAGCUUUGCAUCAAGGUUUUUCAGUACGAGGUUCUGAUCUGCAAGCAUCGCUUUCACUCUGAAAAUGAGGAAUGCUCUUCUUCAACCCAUCUCCUCACAGCUUCACAGCUUUGGUAUCAAUCAAGUCCAAGUGCCAAAUUUGGAUGUCUCUAUGGCUAUGCCGAUGGAUAGCGAAGUAAACGUCCAUGGCAGUGGCUUCUGUGACAACCAGCCAUUGGGAAAUGAAUGCUUUACUGUUCCUUUUGGGUCCCUUAUCAACUAUAGCUAUCAAUCAGGUUAUCAAUCUGGUGGUACCUCCAUCUGUACUGACAUUCCUCACCAGUUGAUGUUGCUUAGCCAGAAACCUUCAAUUCCACAAUCUGUAGAAGACUUGCAGACCAUGCCAAAUGCAAGGAAACGUCCAAUUGAGGUCAAUGACUUAUUGCCCAAAACAGGCACUGAUAUUCUUGAUAACAUGAUGGAAUUGAAAGAAUGGAAGAGAAACAAGAGAAACAUGACCACAACCACUGAAAAACAAUGGCAACAUCAAGUCAGAAGAGCACCGACGCAAAUCCAAGAGCAAAGACUGCACGUGCCUGUGAGGAGAAGCCAAAAGCUUAGUGACAAGAUCACAGCUCUUCAAAAGCUGGUCUCUCCGUAUGGAAAGACUGACACUGCAUCAGUUCUUCAAGAGGCUUCUCUUUACAUCAAGUUACUUCAUGAACAAAUUCAGGAAAUUGGAGAACAGCUAGACCUAAGGAGCAAAGGGCUUUGCUUGGUACCUGUGUCAAUUACUCAGAGAGUCAAAAUGGAAAGCCCUUUUGAUCAUGAUGAUCUGUGCUGGAAACCCAUCACACAGAGUUAUAGAAAUGUCUAAUUCUAAACCUAAUUUAGCUUGACCCCAACAUGACAUCUUUCUUUCCUCUACACUCGACUUCUGUUCCUGUGGUUUAAGAGAAGAGAAUGCAUACCAUUGCAUCUUUUCAUAUAUAGAAGAGAGCUAGCUCUUUAAGUUAUG
Molecule: messenger RNA, 1223 nt
Organism: Quercus lobata
Lineage: Eukaryota; Viridiplantae; Streptophyta; Magnoliopsida; Fagales; Fagaceae
Product: transcription factor bHLH114-like
Exons: 9
Coding region: 291-1082 (263 amino acids)
Biological process (GO): regulation of transcription by RNA polymerase II
Cellular component (GO): nucleus
Molecular function (GO): protein dimerization activity; RNA polymerase II cis-regulatory region sequence-specific DNA binding; DNA-binding transcription factor activity, RNA polymerase II-specific
Source: RefSeq, a predicted model, not a curated record